AUGUCACUAAUACCGGAACCAUUGAUUCCACCACUUAGGUUCAACUCAAUAGAAGCAAACUUAUACAGAGGAGCAUACCCACGAGAAGUCAACCUCCCAUUCCUCGAAACCCUCCAGCUCAAAACGAUCAUUUCCCUCACCCCAAACCCAAUCACCUUAGAAACCGACGCAAAACUCUACCAAUUCGCCCAUGAACACAAGAUCCGUCUUGUCCAUUUGGAAUGUGCGCCUGCCGGUAAGGGCAAAAAAAGAGGAGUACCGUUGGAAUAUCAUACCAUUUUAACGGCAAUCAAUUUCAUGAUACACAAAAAACACCAGCCAGUUUACAUCCAUUGUUUGAAUGGAGGCCAGGUUACUAGUUUAGUCGUUGCUUGUUUGCGAAAACUUCAAUUUUGGUCGUUAAUUUCGAUCUUUAACGAGUUUAUUAAUUUCACUACCAAUAUCACCGUGAAUGAUCGGAGUUUUGUCGAGGGGUUUAAAGGGGAGAUUAAUAUUGAUCCCGAUGAUAAAGUGGAUUGGCUUUGGGUCGGGGUGAGUAAGCAUGUGAUUGGAACUCAUCCAAAGUUAAAGGUUAUCGAAGCAAAGUCAUUUCAGGAUGUGACUAUAUAG
This is a messenger RNA of Spathaspora passalidarum NRRL Y-27907, 609 nucleotides long. It is a transcript of the gene OCA6, whose product is annotated as protein-tyrosine-phosphatase. The record is from RefSeq and is a predicted model, not a curated record. The transcript has a single exon. Gene Ontology annotation, molecular function: phosphatase activity. The coding region runs from base 1 to 609 and encodes 202 amino acids. NCBI's taxonomy places the organism in Eukaryota, Fungi, Ascomycota, Pichiomycetes, Serinales, Debaryomycetaceae.